This is a messenger RNA of Scleropages formosus (Asian bonytongue), 3382 nucleotides long. RefSeq names its product PPFIA binding protein 1b (gene ppfibp1b). Bases 198 to 3107 code for a protein of 969 amino acids. The record is from RefSeq and is a predicted model, not a curated record. The transcript has 28 exons. Gene Ontology annotation, cellular component: presynaptic active zone. NCBI's taxonomy places the organism in Eukaryota, Metazoa, Chordata, Actinopteri, Osteoglossiformes, Osteoglossidae. Gene Ontology annotation, molecular function: protein binding. Gene Ontology annotation, biological process: neuromuscular junction development.
GCCAUAACGGAUCGGCCUCUUCGGAGCCCACUUUGGACAUGGCGUAAAGGCGACGGGUUCGAGCGCCAGGGCCGUUCGGGAAGACGAAAGAAAGAAAGACAGAAGAAGGGGAGAGGGUCCGCAGGGUCGAUCACAAGCAGCACUGUGUGUGUAUGUGUUUUACCGCAGAACUGUUCGGGUUCCAGUAAGUUCAGAAGAUGAUGUCUGACGCUAGUGAUAUGUUGGCAGCAGCCUUGGAACAAAUGGAUGGCAUCAUAGCAGGUUCCAAGGCUCUGGACUACUCCAAUGGCAUUUUUGACUGCCAGUCCCCAACAUCACCGUUCAUGGGUGGCCUCCGGGUGCUGCACUUGGCAGAGGACCUACGGGCAUCUCUGGAGAUGUUGCCUACCGACGAGAAGGAAGGACUUCGCUGCCAGAUCCCCGACUCUACCGUCGAUUACCUGCUGGAGUGGCUGCAGGGACACCUGACAAAUGGUCACAUCUCUGUUGGUGGUGACGUAUAUCAGGAAAGGCUUGCUCGACUCGAGGGUGACAAGGAGUCCCUUAUUUUGCAAGUGAGCGUCUUGACAGACCAGGUUGAAGCACAAGGGGAAAAGAUUCGAGAUCUGGAUCUGUGCCUUGAGGAGCAUCGGGAGAAGCUGAACGCAACAGAGGAAAUGCUACAACAGGAACUGUUAAGUCGAACGGCACUGGAGACACAGAAGUUGACCCUGAUGGCUGAGGUCUCCAACCUGAAGCUGAAGCUCACUGCCAUGGAGAAGGAGCACAUGGACUUCGAUAGGUUCAGGGGCAGUGAGGAAAUGAUCCAGGAGAUCAGUGACUUGAGGUACCGAGUAAAAGAGAUGGAGGAUGAAAGACUGCAGUAUGAGAAGAAGCUGAAAUCCACCAAGGAUGAGCUGGUCGUACUCAAGAGGCAGCUGGAGAACAGAGACAUGGAGCUGGAAAGGCUGCAGAACGAGACGCAGCUCUGGGCCCGAACUCCGGAAGGCAAAGAAGGUGCGGAGAAAGUCUCCCCCACAGAGGAGUCUUAUAAAAAGAAGCUGAAAGAGAAAUACUUCGAAGUACAAAAAAUGAAGAAGGCAGUAGAGUCAUUGAUGGCUGUAAAUGAAGAGAAGGAUCGUAAAAUUGAAGAGCUGCGGCAGUCACUCAACCGCUAUAAGAAGGUCCAGGACAUGGUGAUGUCUGUGCAGGGAAAGAAAGAAAAACUGAAAGAUGGAGACAGCGAUGAAAGCUACAGUGACACAUCUGUGUCGAUAUCUGCUGUGUCCGUUGCUAUGGAUUUGGAACGGUUGGCCCAGCCCGGUUUUGAGGACAAGGCAAGGAAAAGCCCAGAGGAGCAGCGUCCCGACCUCCUUCAUGGCUCCUCCAGCCUGUCCAAGGCGCUCUCUGAAUCUGACAGAGUACACAAAGAAGGCCCGAUGCUUGACAGUGAUGAUGUUGCUGCAGAAGUGUCUGUUAUCCAGGAAUCUCCUCUGUGUGAAAGUCCAGUGUCUGAAGAUCUUACCAAAAGAGGCAGCAUGGACAACUUGGACAACACUGAAAAGAAGUCUGGUCCAGACCAGCAGAAGGCAGGGGAGAACAAGUCCUAUGAGGAGGUGAGCAAGAUGAGCACCCUUCCGCCAAAAUCCCCCACGCCCGCUGAUGACGACAGCUUCGGUACCAGGAAGGCCCGCUCGUCAUUUGGUCGCGGCUUCUUCAAGAUCAAAGGUGGCAAGAGGACAGCGAGUGCACCAAACCUGGCAGAAACCGAACGGGAGGGCACAGAGCAUUUGGACCUGGCAGUGAUGCCGUCCCGCUUGACAGAGAGCGACAGCACCCACACGCUGCCCUCCUCCCCAGAAAGCAAGAAGAAGUCCAGGGGAAUCAAGAAGUUCUUUGGAAAGUUGAGGAGAAGUCAGUCGACGACCUUCAAUCCAGAUGACGAAUUGCCGGAGGCGGAAUUCAAGAGGGGUGGCGUGAGGGCCACAGCGGGUCCCCGACUCGGCUGGUCACGUGACCUGCAGCAUGUCAAAAAUGAGUUGGACACACCCUUUGCCAGGUGGACGAAGGAGCAGGUGUGUUCGUGGCUGCAGGAACAGGGCCUUGGCAUGUACACGGCCCAGGCCAGGCAGUGGAUUGUGUCAGGCCAGACACUGCUACAGGCUUCCCAGCAGGACCUAGAGAAGGAGUUGGGCAUCAAGCAUCCCCUCCAUAGGAAGAAGCUGCAACUUGCCUUGCAAUCAUUGGGCUCUGAAGAGGAUGACAACAAGGGAAAGCUGGAUUAUACCUGGGUGGCCAGGUGGUUGGAUGACAUCGGCCUGCCCCAGUACAAAACCCAGUUUGAUGAAGCCAGAGUCGAUGGGCGUAUGCUUCACUACAUGACUGUGGAUGACCUGCUGUCCUUGAAAGUGGGCAGUGUCCUCCACCACUUGAGCAUCAAGCGAGCUAUCCAGGUGCUCCGUCUCAACCAUUUUGAGCCUAACUGCCUUCGCCGACGGCCAUCUGAUGAGAACAACAUCACCCCAGCGGAGAUCUCUCAGUGGACCAACCACCGGGUCAUGGAGUGGUUGCGGUCUGUAGACUUGGCUGAGUAUGCACCCAACCUGAGGGGGAGUGGAGUGCAUGGAGGAUUAAUGGUGUUGGAGCCCCGUUUCAAUGUUGAAACCAUGGCGCUGCUGCUCAACAUCCCGCCCACUAAAACCUUGCUGCGCCGUCACUUGGCCACUCAUUUCAACCUGCUCAUCGGCUCCGAGGCCCAGCAGCUGAAGCAGGAGUGUCUGGAAGGUCCCGAUUACACGCUGCUGACCGCCACCGCCAAGGUCAAGCCCAGGAAGCUGUCCUUUGGAAACUUCGGCAGUCUGCGCAAGAAAAGGCAGGACGACAAUGAGGAGUAUGUCUGCCCCAUGGAUGUGGAAAUGCCCAAGGGCAGCAGCUUCCUGAGGGGCCAUCGUCUCUACGACGACGAGCUGGACCGGCUGGAGCAGAUGGAAGACUCUGAAGGAACAGUGAGGCAAAUUGGGGCUUUCUCCGAAGGCAUUAACAACCUGACGAGCAUGCUGAAGGACGAUGAGUUCUUCAGUGAGCUGUCGGCAUGCUCUCCCGACGGGCUGACCGACGCCGACUCCUGAGAGCGUCUUCGCCUCGUCAUCCCAUUGCCAUGGAAACAGACUGUGCUGACCCUACCUGAAAAUGUGCCCUUCUACUUUAAGCCAUGGCUGCACAGAGGUCAUACAUCCGGAAACCAAUGCCUUCAAUUCUAAACUUUUAAAAGAGGGAAAAAAAAAAAAAAAAAAAUUAUUACAUUGUGGAAAGUCUUAUCCAACCCUUAGUCUUCAAGUAUUUUUGUUUCUCCUCUGUCUGGAUGUGAGGUUUAUUUGCUGCUUAUUUCUUGUUCUGUCAUCCU